AUUAAAGUUGAAGAGGUUAGGAAAUAUAAAAGUUAAAGAAAGAAAAGAGAGUGAGAGGGAGAGCACAAAUGGAGUGGAAGAGAUGGUACUUGGACGUGAUUCUUGUGCCUUUGGCUCUUGUGAUGAUGCUUUGUUACCACAUCUACUUGUCCUUCAUGGUUCGAACCCAUCCCUUCUCCACCCUCCUCGGCAUCAACUCUCGCGGUCGUCGGAUCUGGAUUUGUUCUAUGAUCAAGGAGAAUCAGAAGAUGAACAUAUUGGCGGUACAAACACUGCGUAACAUAGUAAUGGGUGCGACACUAAUGGCUACGACAUGUGUGCUCCUCUGCGCAGGUCUAGCCGCAGUGUUAAGCAGCACUUACAGCAUCAAGAAGCCUCUAAACGACGCCGUUUUUGGCGCUCAUGGAGAUUUCGCGAUAACCAUCAAAUACCUAACGAUUCUCACGAUUUUCAUCUUCUCCUUCUUCUUCCACUCUCUCUCCAUACGUUUCCUAAACCAAGUCGCCAUUCUUGUUAACAUACCUAAUUUAGACACUAACCCUUCUUCUGGUUGCUUCUCCCUUACGUCUGAGCAUGUCAGUGAGAUGUUCGAAAAGGGUAUCUUUCUCAACACGGUAGGUAACAGGUUGUUCUACACAGGCUUUUCUUUGAUGCUAUGGAUCUUUGGUCCCAUCCUCGUGUUCUUUUGCGUUAUGGUGAUGGUUCUUGUUCUUUAUAACCUCGAUUUCGUGACAAGCAACAACAAUAAAGAGAAGCAACGUGUUGUUGAUUGCCGUCGAGCCAGCUCUGAUCUUAAUUCUUAAUGAUGGUGAUGAAUGAUGAUGCUGAUGAUGAUGAUGAUGCCACAUAUAUGAUUUUUUUUUCUUUUUUAAGGACGAUAAUGAUGUUAUAUUAUCCUCCGGAUUGUUAAUAAGUGCACUUGGAGAGUUUCGUUUCUCUUGUUGUGAUAUACGUUUCACAAACUUUUAUUUAUAUCCUUAAUUACCAAAUUCAUGUCAUACGUUUUGGAAAUAUAUUAUAUAUUACAUUUUGUAAACAGAAA
Messenger RNA from Capsella rubella, 1042 nucleotides. RefSeq lists its product as uncharacterized. The coding region runs from base 69 to 803 and encodes 244 amino acids. NCBI's taxonomy places the organism in Eukaryota, Viridiplantae, Streptophyta, Magnoliopsida, Brassicales, Brassicaceae. The record is from RefSeq and is a predicted model, not a curated record. The transcript is spliced from 2 exons.